AUGGUCUGCAGCAAGUGUGCCAAGCUCGUCACUGGGACGUCGCUGGCCACGCCUGGCGUCAAGAAGAAGAAUGAAAUAUACUAUGGGUCAGCAGCCUCGUCUUCGGCCAGCGGCGCUAAGAAGUCGGCCACGCUGGGCCAGAACGGUAUUGGCAAGAGCAAAUUGACUUCAAAAGCUGCCAAGAAUCCAUACGCGCAAUACUCGAGUUCCUGCGACAAGUGCAAAGUCAAAGUUGCGCAAGGACACAAGUACUGCCACAAUUGUUCAUACAAAGAAGAUGGUGAGCUUGAUUGGUCUAUUUUGCAUUGA
This is a messenger RNA of Sporothrix schenckii 1099-18, 309 nucleotides long. RefSeq lists its product as uncharacterized. The transcript has 4 exons. Bases 1 to 309 code for a protein of 102 amino acids. Lineage: Eukaryota; Fungi; Ascomycota; Sordariomycetes; Ophiostomatales; Ophiostomataceae. The record is from RefSeq and is a predicted model, not a curated record.